AAAUAUUUACAAAAUUCAAAAUUUCGAAUUUUCGAAUUUUCCUUCGUUUCCCUCCAAAGAUGGAAAAAUUAUGAUUUUGAAUCAUCAUUUUCAACUUUCAAGUAAAUGUUGAUUAAAAUUCACUGCAUUAGAUCAGGAAUCUGCUGAUAUUUUCAUUUGUUUCAAUGCGAAAACCUCAUGCCAAGACAGUACUUCUUCGAUGAGUAAGGGUUGUGAUAGCGUUGUUUCAAUGGAGUAAGACAUUCGAGGCAGUCAAAAUAACACGAUUAUUGCGACGAAACCCAAUAUGUCUCAGGGUAAAGACAACUCUGCAAUUCCACCCGAGUUAAAUGUACCGAAAAACGUUCUACGUAAAACCAAUAGCCGAAAAUUUGACAAUUCUGCACUGCCCGAUGAGGAGAAAAUCGCUGAGGGAGAUGAAAAGUAUGAUCCAGAAGACAGUAUGGUGAAGAGAAAAGGUAAAAAACGAAAAAUCAAGACUGAUACGAGGAAGGAAAACGGACCCAAAAAACGAAAACUCACUGAUACUGGAGAAGAAAAUUAUAUCGUGUACGAUUCUGAAAACGGAGCAGAUUCGGAUUGCGGUUCACGUAAAUCCAAAAAAUCGAAAUGUAGUAAGUCAAAGGGUAAUUCAACUCAAACUUCAGCUUCUGCAUCCACUUCUGCUGCUUCUGCUGCUUCUGCUGCUUCUGACACUGGUGUAACUGCUUCGACAAAAGACUAUGAAAUGCCAUCUGUCCAAGAAGUUUGCAGUGUUUUCGGAUUGAACGAUGUUAAAAUUCAGUACACAGAAGAUGAUUUUCGAAAUUUAACUACCUAUAAAUCGUUUUGCUCCCAUGUACGACCUAUUUUGGCCAAAGAAAAUCCGAAGGCGCCAAUUGGAAAACUGAUAAUGUUGAUAGCGGCCAAAUGGCGAGACUUCUCCAGCCAAAAUUGGACUACUCAACGUGCUGAAUCUGUUCGAAUCAUUACGACGAAACAUCAUCAAAGUAAUUCUAUCAGCAAAUCUAGUACUUCACCAGCAAUGCCAUCUGUGCAAGAAGUUUGCAGCUCUUUCGGAUUGAACGAUGUUAAAAUACAAUACACAGAAGCUGAUUUUCGAAAUUUAACUACCUAUAAAUCGUUUUGCUGUCAUGUGCGACCUAUUCUGGCCAAAGAAAAUCCAAAGGCAUCAGUUGGAAAAUUGAUGAUGUUGAUAGCGGCCAAAUGGCGAGACUUCUCAAGCCAAAAUUGGAAUACUCCACAAGCUGAACCUGACGUUAAUAAAGAAUCAGAUUACACUCCGAAGCCAAGUCGAUCUCGUGCAGCAAAGACUCCAGUAUCUAAAGAAAUGCCAAAUGACAACGAAUUGGUAAAUAUAAAGAAGCAGUUGACAGCUCUAAAGCUCGAAGUUCGCAAACAGGGAAAGCAAAUAAACGAACAGAAGCGUAUAAUUAAAGUUCAAGGAGAGCAAAUGAAAGAUCAGAAAUGUGCUAUUCAGAAAUUAGAAGAAAAAGUGUCCGUUUUGCAACAUGGGGAAAUGGCAACAUUCACUCAACAGCUCCGAAGUGGAAAAAAACAUAGAAAGAGGCAGAUUUAAGGAAAAAAUUUCACAACGUGAAAGUAUAUUUCGUGCGGUGUGCUCAUUCACGGUAUAUCAGGCACAGGAAAAAGAAACUUGAGGCCACUAGAAUCAAAUCUCUACUUCUCCAUUUUCGAACUUUUUGAGAAAAACGCAAAAAACCUCCCUAGCAUUUAUCGUAACAUAAAAUACCGAGGUAAUAUGUCUAAUAUUUUUGUACCAACAAGACGAUAGUGACCCACAUGUUUGUUUUACCCUACGCGUUGCCGUAAGAGUUCCUGGGCAGUUUGAAGUUAGGAGAAGUUGAGUUUUGUCUCCAACCAUACACUUUUUACAUCGUUUUAGGGCACUUAAUCAAAAAUUUUUCUAGUAAUAUGGUGAUAAAAGUUGAAGAAAGCUUGGAAAGUUUGAGAAAUUAAAAUAAUAUUGCAUUUUUGACCAUUCAUUUGGAAAUUGAAAUUAUUUUCCUUUUUUUUCAAAGUAAAAAAAAAUAAUUUUUGUUAAUAAAAAUGAAAGGUGUUUUUUGGGGGAAGGGUCCUCACUUGAUGAAUUUAUUCAAUUUCAAGCCUAAUUUCAAGGCAUAACACUAGUGUUUCAUUCGAAAUCCGCCAGGUUCGUUUGAAAACUCGACUUCUCCAUUAAAAAAGUAGAGUUUUGAUUCUAACCCCUAACUUUACACGCUGUUUUACCAUACUUCCUUGACCGAAAUUCAAAUGUUGACAUUUUCAUCAGAUGCGGGACAUGUUGUAGUAUACCAAACCAUGCUUAACUCAUUUUCGAAAAAAAGUGGAGAAGUAGGCAUUUGAUUCUAUAGGCCUCAACUUGCUCGAGCUGUGAUUAUGAUCGCCAAAGCAGUUAGUUACUUAUACCGAAAGUAAACUGAAUUUCAUUCGAUCAAAGCGAUGAAAUUGACGUGAUUAGCGGUGAACGUGAUACAGACGGCGUUCAACCGUUGUCUAAUUUUACUAUCAUCGCUGCCACUAAUUAACCCGAUCGGAUUGAUAGCGCUUUGCUACAACCCUGUCGUCGGUCGAUUAGAUCGAAAACUUUACGUAUCACUGCUCGAUUGCAAAACUCGAAGCGUUAUCUUAACCUAACAACUUUCCAAAACAUCAGUUAGCGAAGACGUAGAUGUCGAAGAUCUUGUGUUCUGGAGCAGAGGUCAUUGCUGUUCGUCAAAAAGCAACCAUAAAAGCUUUGCAAUAUGAUUUGAACAAGGAUUUUGUAAGCAAAAAGCUUUUUACUUAAGUACGCUCUCUGUAUUCUUAAACCUAGAACACCACCGUCACUUUUGAAGAUUUAUGAUACCUAAAUUUUCAUAGAAUAAAUAAAUAUCUAGUUUUGAUAGCGGUUUGUUCAUUAUGAGGAACUCUUCGUGGCAUGGGUACAAAAUUUAUACUAUGGAAUUUAUGUAAUGUAGAAAUUGUUUUUCUUCAAAACUUGAUUGAUGUAAUGUAACCGCUGAUUUGAAAAUUGAAUUAAAUCUCUGUUUGAAAUA
Molecule: messenger RNA, 3059 nt
Organism: Planococcus citri (citrus mealybug)
Lineage: Eukaryota; Metazoa; Arthropoda; Insecta; Hemiptera; Pseudococcidae
Exons: 12
Coding region: 287-1579 (430 amino acids)
Source: RefSeq, a predicted model, not a curated record